Messenger RNA from Benincasa hispida (wax gourd), 1407 nucleotides. RefSeq names its product putative histone chaperone ASF1A. The record is from RefSeq and is a predicted model, not a curated record. Lineage: Eukaryota; Viridiplantae; Streptophyta; Magnoliopsida; Cucurbitales; Cucurbitaceae. Gene Ontology annotation, cellular component: chromatin; nucleus. Gene Ontology annotation, molecular function: histone binding. Gene Ontology annotation, biological process: DNA replication-dependent chromatin assembly.
AUGAACGAUGACGUAAAUCCGCCUGAAAAAUGAAAUUCGUCAUCGACUCUGCCCGCCACACGCCACCACAGCCGACCGAUGAUUUUCGUGCCCUCACAAUUCCCGCCAAAUCCCGUAACCAGUUAUCGCCGGUGACCACCUCACAUUUCCGCAAAAAACUCUGCUAUGGAACUUCCGACUUCGUUCUUCUUCAACAUUUUUCCGAUUCCGUCAUGUUUGAAGUCCGAUUGACGCUUCGAAUUGGACUGUAGGGUUUUCAGCUAUUUCAUUUCUCCAUUAAUUCCAUGCGAGCCGACUGUUUCUCUCGAAUUCGAACACAAUGAGCGCUGUCAAUAUCACCAACGUUGCAGUUCUUGAUAACCCAUCUCCCUUCUCUACUCCCCUUCAGUUUGAGAUCUCCUACGAGUGUUUGUCUUCUCUCAAAUACGAUUUGGAAUGGAAACUAAUUUACGUGGGAUCGGCUGAGGUUGAGACUUAUGAUCAACUCUUGGAGUGUGUUCUUGUGGGACCUGUCAAUGUCGGUAACUAUCGUUUUGUAUUGCAGGCCGACCCUCCAGACCCGUCCAAAAUCCCUGAAGAAGAUAUCAUUGGUGUAACUGUACUUCUGUUGACCUGCUCAUAUAUGGGUCAGGAGUUUGUUCGUGUCGGUUACUAUGUAAACAAUGAUUAUGAUGAUGAGCAGCUCAGAGAAGAACCUCCAGCCAAAGUCUUGAUCGAUAGGGUUCAGAGAAACAUUCUAUCCGAUAAACCCAGGGUGACAAAGUUUCCCAUUAAUUUUUACCCCGAGACUAAUGAUAGUGGAGAGGAACCUCCUUCUAACGAUCCUGUAUCAGCUGAAACCGACGGUGACGAACAACUACCUGCUUCGCCUGAACAUCCUUCAGACGAACAAAAUCCUUAGAUUUAGCUUUGUUAAAGGAACUUCCAUCCCAACCAAGUCAUGGCAACUUCUGUGUCACGGUCAUCACUUGUUCUCAGAGAUCAUCAUUGCUGGAAUCAUGAUUGUUUUUGGCUCCAAAAGCUCAGAUAUUUUUGAGAAUAUGAUGGUUGGAAUGCAGUGUACUACAUGUCUUCAGCUGCUGAAUUUGCAACUAAUUUCGUUUGCUUGUUGACUUGUAGCCCCAUGGUUUGUACUUGUACAAAGAUAGUACAAAUUCAUUAUGUUGAAGGCCUUGUUUGAUAUCUACAGAACUUUUUGUACUUUUUGUUAAAAUCAGGGGUCUGAUGUUGGCAGAUAAACAAACUAUAUGUGGGGGAUGCAAGUCUCGGCCGUUAAAAUGGUUUUGAACAACUGUUAGGAUAGGAGUUUGUUAAUAUGUUGAACUGAAAAACAAAUCUACAAUGUUAUUUUGUUGCAUAGAUUGCGAUUUCUUUGGCUUAAAAUUCAAAUGUAAAAUUGCGGACUUA